Rotaria socialis is the source of this 732-nucleotide messenger RNA. The record is from the annotation of a GenBank genome assembly. Lineage: Eukaryota; Metazoa; Rotifera; Eurotatoria; Philodinida; Philodinidae.
AUGUCAAUAAAAAAGGUUCAUGAUCAAGAUUUAUUUCAUAAUGUAAUUGGCAUCGGUCUUCGUAUGUAUGGAAAUGGAUAUCCUUAUGCACCACAAACUGUUAAUUAUAUAACUGAAUAUUGUCGUCAACAAAUUCGUCAUUAUUUUAUUCAACACAAUCAAUUAGUGCGUAAAAGUCAUGAUUAUUGUCCACUGUCAUAUCUAACAAAAGAUCGACCAGUAUUACAGCAAGAUGAACUAGUUGAUAAUAUUGUUAAAGAUAAAAAAUUAACAAUGGCUGAUAGAUUUAAACGAAUAUGUCGCCAAACACAAAUUUCCAUCGAUGAUAAUCAAACUAAAGCAAUGUCAUCAGCGUUAGAUCGUCAACGUUCACGUCAAUAUGCUCGUCUUGAUAUUUAUUACAAAAGUGACGCAUUAACAUCAGAUGCUUACUUAUUAUUUGUUGAACAACAACAUUCAUCUUUCAAUAGUCUUCGUUCAUUGUCAUCUAUUGAUAUUCAAUAUUGGCUUCAAUUAAAUAAUCUUACUGUAUCAAAUAAAAAAAGUGCACCAAAGCAUGAUCUUCGUGUGACAGAAAUUUGUGUAUUUCUUAUCAAAGAAAUUCUUCUUAGUCUAAUGGAUAAAGUUUAUCACUCAUCUAUUCGUUGUGAUAUUCAUGAUAUAAUUCGUCGUCAGCAUGUACAUAAUAAUCGUCGUUUACCAUUUUCAGGACGAAGACGAAGAGUUUAUUGA